This is a messenger RNA of Prunus armeniaca (apricot), 930 nucleotides long. NCBI's taxonomy places the organism in Eukaryota, Viridiplantae, Streptophyta, Magnoliopsida, Rosales, Rosaceae. The record is from the annotation of a GenBank genome assembly.
AUGCAUUGGCCAGUUCGGUUGAAGAAGGGGUCAGUAAGUUUUGCUCCUGAAAACCUUGUUGAACCAGAUAUCCCUUGCACUUGGAGAGCCAUGGAAACUCUCUAUGAUUCGGGUAAGGCUCGAGCUAUUGGUGUGAGCAAUUUUUCAACAAAGAAGCUCUCUGACUUGCUGGAUGUGGCACGUGUUCCUCCUGCCGUUGUCCAAGUGGAGUGCCAUCCUUCAUGGCAGCAAGCCAAGCUGCAUUCUUUCUGCAAAUCCAAGGGAAUUCACAUUUCGGACUAUCCACCACUGGGUUCUCCUGGCACAACAUGGAUCAAAGGUGAUGUCCUUCAGAAUCCGAUUCUUCACAUGGUUGCAGAGAAACUAAGGAAAACUCCUGCACAAGUUGCUCUUCGAUGGGGACUGCAAAUGGGUCAUAGUGCUCUUCCUAAGAGUACUAAUGAAGCAAGGAUCAAGGAGAACUCUGACGUCUUUGGCUGGUCUAUCCAGGAGGACUUGUUAGCUAAGCUUUCAGAAAUUGAGCAGGCAAGACUGGUCAGAGGGACGAACUUUGUUCAUGAUACUUUUGGUCCCUACAGGAGUGUUGAGGAGUUGUGGGAUGUGAGAUUGGAUAUUUAUGGUUUGCAUGAUCAUCAUGAUCCCAUAAAGCGAUGUUUGAUCAUGCUCUGCACCACUUCCAGUAGCCCCCGAGGGCUCGAGCUAGGGGGGAGGGGGGGGCAAGAGCCCAAAUGCAAGUUCCAGCAACAAAGGCUGGCCCGGGCAAGGUGGGGUCCACGAGCCUGGGCUGGCCCGAAGGCAGGAGGAGCCCGAGCUACAGCCCGAAGGCGCGCUAACGUCAGCAUGCGCAAAUCAAUUUUUUUUCUUUUCGCUGCCACAUGGCGCAACCUGGUCCUUCCGAUUUCCGAUUUUUCAUCCAAUCCAACGGCCUGA